AUGAACGUCCUUAAGCUUCAGAGGAAGUAUCCUCAGUUCCCGCAGAACGAGCUCUUCUCCCUUCAGGACGCUUUCCAUAAACUUGAUAUCGACGACAAAGGCUACCUUGACGAGGCCACCGCCAUCAAAGCCACGCAGCAGUCCGAACGCUUACCAUACGAUGUGGUUAGACAAGCUUUGAAGGAAGUGGAACUCGACAGCUCACGUCGCGUGGAAUUUGAGGACUACAUCGAUCUCAUCUCGAAAAUUCGUGACUCCGGUAGUGCUCCUGCCAAGGUUCCGAAUCCUAUCCAAGCGGCCAACCCUAGUGCGGGAAGCGGCGCAGGCUCUUCUCGUCAUGUUUCGAAAGGAAGUGUUGGGGGUAAAAUCCAUGUGCAGGGCUCUUCGGCCAAUGUAACGCAUACGAUCAACGAAGAUGAACGAACUGAGUUUACGCGGCACAUCAAUGCUGUUCUUGCGGGGGACCCUGAUAUCGGCCAUCUUCUACCAUUUCCAACCGACACUUUUCAAAUGUUUGACCAGUGCAAAGACGGCCUGGUUUUGGCUAAGCUCAUCAACGAUAGUGUCCCAGAUACUAUAGAUGAGCGCGUGCUGAACAGACCAGGAGUCAAAAUCAAACAGCUGAAUGCUUUCCACAUGACGGAAAACAACAACAUUGUGAUUAAUUCUGCUAAGGGUAUUGGGUGCUCGGUUGUCAAUAUUGGAAGCGGCGACAUUAUCGAGGUCCGCGAGCACUUGAUUCUGGGCUUGAUCUGGCAAAUCAUUCGUCGUGGUCUUCUGGGAAAGAUUGACAUCAAACUACACCCAGAGUUAUAUCGACUGCUUGAAGAGGAUGAGACUUUGGAGCAGUUCUUGCGCCUACCACCAGAGCAGAUCCUUCUCCGCUGGUUCAAUUAUCACUUGAAAAAUGCCAAAUGGGAACGAAGGGUCAACAACUUUUCCACGGAUGUCAAGGAUGGAGAGAACUACACCGUUCUUCUCAACCAACUAGCCCCUGAUGUUUGCUCGCGAGCCCCUCUCCAGACAAGAGAUCUCCUUCAGCGUGCCGAACAGGUUUUGUCGAAUGCAGAACUCUUGGAUUGCCGCAAAUUUCUGACUCCCACGUCUCUUGUUGCCGGAAACCCAAAGCUUAACCUUGCAUUUGUUGCCAACCUUUUCAACACCCAUCCAGGCUUGGACCCAAUUACCGAAGAAGACAAGCUAGAGGUCGAGGACUUUGACGCCGAAGGCGAGAGAGAGGCUCGUGUCUUCACCUUGUGGUUGAAUUCAUUGGAUGUUCAACCUGCCGUCAACUCGCUCUUUGACGAUCUUCGCGACGGUACCGUCCUUCUUCAGGCAUACGACAAGGUCAUCCCUGGUAGCGUCAAUUGGAGACAUGUGAACAAACCCCCGCCAUCCGGUGGUGAAAUCAUGCGGUUCAAAGCAGUGGAGAAUACAAACUAUGCUAUUGAGCUCGGCAAGCAGAACCGGUUUUCUCUGGUGGGCAUCCAAGGGGCUGAUAUUACUGAUGGUCAGCGAACUUUGACUCUAGGAUUGGUGUGGCAACUCAUGCGAAAAGACAUCACCAACACUCUUUCUUCCCUGGCACAGAAGAUGGGCAAACGCGAGAUUACUGAUCCUGAAAUGAUCCGGUGGGCCAAUGAUAUGUCACAGAAGGGUGGUGGCAAAUCCACAAUACGCAGCUUCAAGGACGGUUCCAUUGGCACUGGCGUGUUUCUUCUGGAUGUGCUUAGUGGCAUGAAGUCCAGUUAUGUUGACUAUGAUUUGGUCACACCGGGAAAAACCCCAGAUGAUGCCUAUGCCAAUGCAAAGCUGAGCAUCAGUAUUGCUAGGAAGAUGGGGGCAACUAUUUGGCUCGUGCCAGAAGAUAUUUGCCAGGUCCGCUCUCGACUUGUUACAACCUUUAUUGGUUCCUUGAUGGCUACCUUUGAGGGUAUGUAA
Talaromyces rugulosus is the source of this 1941-nucleotide messenger RNA. RefSeq lists its product as uncharacterized. The coding region runs from base 1 to 1941 and encodes 646 amino acids. The transcript has 5 exons. Gene Ontology annotation, molecular function: actin filament binding. The record is from RefSeq and is a predicted model, not a curated record. NCBI's taxonomy places the organism in Eukaryota, Fungi, Ascomycota, Eurotiomycetes, Eurotiales, Trichocomaceae. Gene Ontology annotation, cellular component: actin filament bundle; actin filament; cytoplasm. Gene Ontology annotation, biological process: actin filament network formation; actin filament bundle assembly.